CUAUAGACCUGUAGUGCUUCACUUCUGAGAGGCAUUUAGACGGGUUAGCUAACCCAGCUAACUUAGUGUAUCAGUGGCUGUGUGGAAAAGAGCAGACCUGCAGGUUCAGAAACUGUAUCGCUUAAAAACAUGAAUGAGGAGAGAAAUGUGAGAUGUGGAGAAAGAGAAAGAGAUGUGGCAUCCUGUGCUAGUCUGGCUGGAGAUGAAAAUGAAGCACCUUCUGAGGUACUACUGAGCGUGUUUGCUCAGCAUGGCCAGGUUGGUCUCAGUUUCUAUGACAGUAAAGACUGUACCCUGCACUUCAUGCCAGAUACGUCAGACAACAGGGAUCUUACUAUUUUGGAUAAAGUCAUUCAGGAGAUCAGCCCUAAUGUCAUCAUCACAAGUGCUAAGCAGGAGCGGAACAUGGCCCAGUUCAUCAAAGGACUUGGGUCAAAUCCCAACUACAGGCAAGAAAUUGUUGUGUAUCCCAGUGCUAACUUUAGAGUAGAGGUCAGUAAACAGAGGCUUCUGUCAGCACAUCUCCCUUUUCUUCCUUCAUCCAUCACUGAGAAUGAAAAAAUCCCAUAUCUCUCCUCAUGCAUUCCGUUUGAUUCUGUACUAAUGCUGAGGAGCAUAGGAGGACUCCUAAAAUGUCUGGACAGGAGAAGAGUUGGCGUUGAACUGGAGGACAGCAGUGUUGGGGUUCCCAUAUUGCAGUUACUGACCUACACACUAAAUGACGUAGUAUACAUUGACCGAGACACAUACAGUGCUCUCCAGAUUUUUAAAUCGGAGCUGCACCCUUCUGUCUAUAAGUUCCAGUCAGGGGUGAAGGAGGGGCUGAGUCUCUAUGGAAUAUUGAAUCGCUGCCGAUGUAAGCAUGGCUCCAGGCUUUUACGGCAGUGGUUCCACAGGCCCACUCGAGACAUGAGUGUAUUGAAGAGAAGACAGGAGGUGGUUCGUUAUUUUACCUCUCCACACAACUCUGAUGUGAUGAACACAUUACAGAAUUUCCUGCGCAAUGUCGGGAAUAUUCCGACUUUACUCUACAAAAUGUCUGUAACUCAUACCAAAGUCUCUGACUGGCAGAGUCUCUAUAAGACUGUGUACAGUGCGGUGGGGAUCAGAGACACAGUGCGCUCCCUACCCCAGAACAUCCAUGUUUUUCGAGAGAUCAGUUGUGACUUUAAAGACGAGCUCCCCUACAUCGCCACACUCAUCAGUAAAGUGGUUGAUUUUGAAAGCAGUUUAGCUGAUAACUGCUUUAUUGUCAAGCCAAAUGUUGACCCUGCCAUUGAUGAAAAGAAAAGAACGAUGAUGGGCCUCUCAGAUUUCCUAACGGAUGUGGCCCGUGCUGAGAUGGAAAAUCUGGAUUCACGUUUUUCUACCUGCAGUGUCAUCUACAUCCCUCUGAUUGGGUUCCUUCUUUCAGUACCACGAUUGCCUGGCAUGGUGGACAAGGAAAACUUUGAGAUUGAAGGCCUUGAUUUUCUUUUUGUGUCAGAAGACAGGCUCCAUUACCGCAGUGCCAAGACUAAAGAGCUUGACCACAUGCUGGGUGAUCUACACUCUGACAUCAAAGACAUGGAAAGGGCAGUGAUGGCAAAACUGCAAGCAUCUGUACUGCAGCGCAGCAGCUGCCUUUACAAAGUGCUAUCCCUGUGUGCUGAGCUGGACUGCCUUAUGGCCUUAGCACAGGCCUCCCAGAACUACGGCUACUGCUCCCCUACACUGACACAAAGCUGCAGACUGACACUGCAUCAGUCCCGACAUCCUCUGUUGGAGCUGUGUGUGCCAGUAUUUGUGGCGAAUCCAUGCAUCACUUCUGAGACUGAGGGGAAGGUCAAGGUACUAACAGGACCAAACUCCUCUGGCAAGAGCAUCUACCUGAAACAGGUUGGCCUGAUUGUGUUCAUGGCUCUGAUUGGCUCUGAUGUGCCUGCCAAAGAGGCUGAGAUUGGUCUGGUGGACGCCAUCUUCACCCGCAUGCACAGUCGGGAGUCUGUGUCUGUGGGCCUGAGUACCUUCAUGAUAGAUGUAAAUCAGAUGUCUCAUGCUUUGAACAAUGGCACAGGAACGUCACUUGUGUUGGUGGAUGAGUUUGGCAAAGGAACCAAUACAGUUGAUGGUUUAUCACUUUUGGCUGCAUGCCUGAAUCACUGGUUACGCAGAUCUCCCUCUGAAUGUCCGUUUGUUUUUCUGGCUACAAACUUCCACAGUGUUCUGCAGCUGGGCCUUCUGCCUCAGUCCCCACUCCUCUCCUUGCUGACUCUAGAGACUGCAGUGGAUGGAGAGGAGUUGGUCUUUCUCUACCAGCUUAAGGAAGGCAUUUGCCAGUCCAGCUAUGCUGCUAACAUUGCUACACUGGCUGGUCUGGAACCUGCCCUGGUGCAGAGAGGAGUGGAGGUAUCAGAAUUAUACAGAACUGGAAAGACCAUCAAAAGGAUUGAUCAGCCCUCAGGUGAUGAGCAGAUAAACAGAUGUAAAAGAGUAGUACAGAAGUUCCUGAGCCUUGAUUUGGAUGACCUGUCGCUGGACCUGGUGAAGUUUAUGAAAGAGGAGCUGCUGCCCAUUGGAGAAAGGCUAUAAUUAAGGUUCUACUUCCUAUCAUUAAUUAAAACUACACCAUUCAAAUGUAGUCCAUUGAGUUGCCCAGGAGUUUUGAAUAUACAUGUUACACUAAAGUGGUGAGUUCCAUCAAAAAAAGGUCUUAACUUUACCUUGUUUAAUCACUACAGGUUUAGUCAUCCACAUGUUAAUUAAGAGGUUUUAUAUCUACCGUUUGUGAAAAAUGUAGUUUGAUUUAAUGUUGCUCUUCACAUAUUUUACACUAAGUAACUGUACAUAUUUGGUAAACAUUUAUAUGUAUUGUGUUUGUGGAGUGUAUUCUUGCAAAAAAUGUCUUUCGUUAAGUGUAACUGAGGUCAGGAAAGGCUUGGGUUGAUUUCUCGGAAGUGUCGAUGCAAAUCUGUUGUCACUAAUCCCCUGUCACUACAUUGGACAGAAGCAGCUGUGCUAUCACACUUUAUUGAAUUAAUUAGAUCCCUGAACCAUAUGUCUACAAAUGUGGGGAUUCUGCAGUUCUAAUCUGAAGUAGGCAAAAUAAGACAGAAAAUGAAACAAAAUAUACAUUGAAUGUUAGAGUGCUGGAUUUGUUAUUCUAUUUUACUUUCCAAACUGGAAUUCCAUGCUAUCCUGAAUACUGUUUUCUAGAGAUGUUAGUUGUCCAUUUCACUCAUUCAUUCAAUACAUGUGAUAAAAUUACACUGUUCACAAUG
Molecule: messenger RNA, 3260 nt
Organism: Astyanax mexicanus (Mexican tetra)
Lineage: Eukaryota; Metazoa; Chordata; Actinopteri; Characiformes; Acestrorhamphidae
Gene: msh5
Product: mutS homolog 5
Exons: 25
Coding region: 130-2571 (813 amino acids)
Biological process (GO): chiasma assembly; mismatch repair
Cellular component (GO): nucleus
Molecular function (GO): mismatched DNA binding; ATP binding; ATP-dependent DNA damage sensor activity
Source: RefSeq, a predicted model, not a curated record